Messenger RNA from Fukomys damarensis (Damara mole-rat), 2631 nucleotides. Its product is annotated as multidrug resistance-associated protein 9. Gene Ontology annotation, molecular function: ATP hydrolysis activity; ATP binding; ABC-type transporter activity. Gene Ontology annotation, biological process: transmembrane transport. The transcript is spliced from 14 exons. Gene Ontology annotation, cellular component: membrane. The coding region runs from base 1 to 2295 and encodes 764 amino acids. The record is from RefSeq and is a predicted model, not a curated record. NCBI's taxonomy places the organism in Eukaryota, Metazoa, Chordata, Mammalia, Rodentia, Bathyergidae.
AUGAAGAGAACCUCUAGCAUGGAAGUGUGCAAGCUACUGCCCCUCAGAGUAGAAAGUCUCCAUGGGAGCAACACGUGGCUGUACAGCCUUUUGUCCACAAGCAAGUCUCCAGCCCCUCACCCUCUGGACGAUGCUGGCCUCUUCUCCUACCUCACACUGUCAUGGCUCACCCCACUCAUGAUCCAGGGUUUCCGAAACCGCUUAGAAAAGAACUGCAUCCCUCUGCUGUCAGUCCAUGAUGCUGCAGCCAAAAAUGUCAAAAGGCUUCGCCGCCUUUGGGAUGAAGAAGUAUCAAGGCGUGGGUGUGAAAAGGCUUCUUUGCUUCGAGUGAUGCUGCGGUUCCAAAGGACCAGGAUGAUUUUCAGUGUAUUUAUGAGUUGGUGCUUCUGUGUUAUGAGUAUAGUAGGACCAAUGCUGGUUAUACCAAAGAUCCUAGAGUUUUCCGAAGACCAGUCAGGGAAUAUCGUCUAUGGUGCGGGCCUCUGCUUUGCCCUUUUCCUCACUGAGUGUCUGAAGUCUCUGAGUUUGUGCUCCUGUUGGAUCAUCAACCAGCGCACAGCCAUCAGGUUUCAUGCAGCCAUUUCCUCUUUUGCCUUUGAGCAGCUCCUGCAGUUUAAAUCUCUGACACACAUCACCUCUGGAGAGGUUUUCCGCUGCCCCAUGAGUUUCUUUGACACAACUCCAAUAGGCCGACUCUUGAACUGCUUUUCGGGGGACUUGGAUGAGCUGGACCAGUUGUUGCCCAUUGUUGCUGAGGAGUUCCUGCUCCUGUUUUUGAUGGUGACCCCCAUUCUGCGGGUCACCAGUUUCUGGUGGGUUUUGUCUCUGCAGGUUUUCCGCUGCCCCAUGAGUUUCUUUGACACAACUCCAAUAGGCCGACUCUUGAACUGCUUUUUGGGGGACUUGGAUGAGCUGGACCAGUUGUUGCCCAUUGUCGCUGAGGAGUUCCUGCUCCUGUUUUUGAUGGUGACCCCCAUUCUGGGGGUCACCAGCGUGCUGUCCCCAUACAUCCUGUUGAUGGAAGUCAUUAUAGUCAUUGCUUGCCUUAUUUAUUAUGUGAUGUUCAAGAGAGCCAUCAAUGUGUUUAAGAGACUGGAAAACUACAGCCGGUCCCCUUUAUUCUCCCACAUCCUCACCUCCUUGCAGGGCCUAAGCUCCAUCCGUGUCUAUGGGAAGACUGAGGACUUCAUCAGCCAGUUUAAAAGGCUGGUAGAUACACAGAACACCUACCUGCUGAUGUUCCUGUCUUCCACGAGGUGGGUGGUGCUGAGGAUGGAGAUUAUGACCAACCUGAUAACGUUGGUCGUGGCCUUGUUUGUAGCGUUUGGCAUUUCCUCGGCUUCCUAUUCCUACAGAGCCAUGGUGAUCAGCCUCGUGCUGCAGCUGGCAUCCAUGUUCCAGGCCACGGCCCGGCUUGGCUCGGAGACAGAGGGGUACUUCACAGCUGCGGAGAGGAUGCUGCAGUACAAAAAGAUGUUCAUUUCUGAGGCCCCUUUACGUGUGGAAGGUGCAAGUUGUCCCUCUGCAUGGCCACAGCAUGGGGAAAUCACAUUCCAGGAUUAUCAGAUGAAGUACAGAGACAACACUCCUAUUGUCCUCAAUGGAAUCAACCUGACCAUCCCUGGCCAAGAAGUGGUGGGCAUCGUGGGAAGGACGGGCUCUGGAAAGUGCUCCUUGGGUGUGGCUCUUUUCCGCCUGGUGGAGCCUGCAGCAGGCCGCAUUCUCAUCGAUGGGGUGGACAUCUGCAGCAUUGGGCUGGAGGACCUGCGGUCCAAACUGUCAGUCAUCCCUCAAGACCCAGUCUUGUUCUCCGGUACCAUUAGGUUCAGCCUAGAUCCCUCUGACUCUUACACAGACCAGCAGAUCUGGGAUGUCUUGGAAAGGACUUCCCUAACCAAGACUAUCUCCAAGGUCCCUGGGAGGCUGCAUGCAGAAGUGAAGGAGAGCAGUGGCAAUUUCUCUGUCAGGGAGAGGCAGCUGCUGUGCAUUGCUCGAGCCCUUCUUUGCAACUCCAAGGUCACCCUUAUUGAUGAAGCCACAGCCUCCAUUGACCUGGAGACCGAUACCUUGAUUCAUCGCACAAUCCGAGAGGCUUUCCAGGGCUGCACAGUGCUGGUCAUUGCCCACUGCAUCACCACUGUUCAAAACUGUGACCGAAUCCUGGUGAUGAGCCAUGGGAAGGUCGUGGAGUUUGACAGGCCCCAGAUCCUGCAGAAGCAGCUCGGGUCAUUGUUUGCAGCUCUGCUGGCAGCAGGCCACUCUUGGCUGAGAUCAGGAGAGGUGGCGACCAUGUGAAGACUGGUGGCCAAGCUCAAAGUAGCACCAAGGUGUACCUGCAAGGCCUGCAGCCCAUGAUGUGGCUCUUUCCCCUGGAAGCAGUGCUGAGGUGUGGUGACAGGUGCUGGGAUGGAAAAGGAGGUUAAGAGAGAAAACUCAAAACAGGCUACUUUGUGGCUCACAAACCUUAGAACCCAGUCCUGCUUGAGACCACAGGGCCACAUGAUCAUGUGCCUCUUUUUAGUUCAUAUGCUAAAAAAUUACAUAGUAAUGUAACAGCACAUUACAGUGUUCUGAUCUAUGUUAGAAAUGUUGCAAAUGAUGUAUUGAUUUGGUAGAAAAUAAAACAAAGGA